AUUAUUUUCCACUACCUUCCCCCACUUCAUACCAACUCUUUUCGGCAAUCCCAUUACAAACUUCUUUUUUCUUACAACACUUUUUCCUUUCUUUUCUAAACGAUAAACUAAAAAGAGUUUUGUCCAAAUUAUAAUUAAUAAGCUGUAGCUAGUUUUUGGUCAUGGAAGAUAGGUUAAACAGAAGAAGUACUCCAUUUUUUAUCAAACAAGAAGAUUCCACCGGAACUCCGCCGGAUAAUGCCGCUGAUUCUCCCUUUUCCGGCGAUGAAGCUGCUGAAGUUAACAUGCCAUCUCCUAGAAAAAGUAGGAGAGGAGCAAAAAAGAAAGUAAUUACAGUGCCAAUUAUUGAUGCUGAUGGAUCACGAAGUAAAGGAGAAGUUUAUCCACCACCAGAUUCUUGGUCUUGGAGGAAAUAUGGACAAAAGCCAAUUAAAGGGUCACCUUAUCCCAGGGGAUAUUAUCGAUGCAGUAGCUCCAAAGGCUGUCCUGCAAGAAAACAAGUAGAGCGUAGCCGCCUGGACCCCACCACUCUCCUCAUUACCUACUGUUCUGAACACAAUCACCAAUUCCCAGCCGCCACCAGCAAACACCACCACCACCCUCCUGCCACCAGUACACCCACCACCUCCACCACAUCUACCAAUACCGCCGGAGACAACAAUGCGGCGGCUGCGGCCACUGACGUCACCAUGACAGAUAAAUCAUCUCCUGAAGAAUGUGACGUCUUUGCUUAUCAACAUGACAAUGGCUUCUCGGAGCUGGCCGGCGAAUUGGGUUGGUUCUCCGAUGUGGGAACUCCUACAUUUAUGGAGAACACGUCAUCAAUGGUGGGGUCCACGUGGAAUGAUGCUGACGUGGCUUUAAUGUUGCCUAUUCGGGAGGAGGACCAGUCUUUGUUUGGUGAUUUGGGGGAGUUGCCGGAGUGUUCAGUUGUUUUCCGGCGGUAUAGUGUGGAAGCACCGUGUUGCGGCGGUACUGGAUAAUAACCCACGUGUCAAACUUUCACACUGAAAACUGAAAUUACAUGUAGAUGGACCUCAGUUUGCCACACGAGAUACCAAAAGUUUUUUUUUCCUCCUUUUUUUUUUUUUUUUUUUUUUUUUGUUCCACGUUUCUCAUGACCCUUUUUUUUCUUCUUUAUGUAAAGAUCAGGUAGAUUGGGACAAAAAAGAAAAGAAAAAACCAUACUUUUACUUGAUUGAGCUCCUUUUGGCAAAGUUCA
This is a messenger RNA of Nicotiana tabacum (common tobacco), 1222 nucleotides long. RefSeq names its product putative WRKY transcription factor 69. Gene Ontology annotation, molecular function: DNA-binding transcription factor activity; transcription cis-regulatory region binding. Lineage: Eukaryota; Viridiplantae; Streptophyta; Magnoliopsida; Solanales; Solanaceae. Gene Ontology annotation, cellular component: nucleus. Gene Ontology annotation, biological process: regulation of DNA-templated transcription. The record is from RefSeq and is a predicted model, not a curated record.